AUGGAUUCUAAAGACGAGGAGAUUUUAAUUAAAGUAUUAACACUAUUUAAAAAUAUUCAUAAAAAGUAUCCAAAUUUUGAAAAACUUGCUGAUGAAAUUGCUUUUGCUGAAAUCGUUCCUUUGAAGGCCUUCGACUGUUUAUUUUUUGCCUAUGUCAAGAAUAAUUACCUAGGUCCACCUUUUGACUUAGCAAUCGAUAUUUCUGAGAUGGAUAAACUGGCAUAUUCUUUCCUAACCGUUGAUUCUGAAACUCCAUUUCAACUUAUUCGUUAUCCAUCCUUAUUGUGGUUAUGCAAAGAAUACUCUUAUCAUAUGGCAUCGGUUUCAAAUAUUAUGUCUCUUAAAUAUGCUUGCCAUCAUCUAAAAUGCAUUUAUAUGAUGCAAGAUAUGUAUGGCGAAAUUCGUUGCCCUACUAUCAAGCAAGAAUUUGAUGAUAUUUUAGAGAAAGUCGAUUUGGACGAAAUUGCUGAAAGACGGGACAUAGACGCUUUCACUUUUGCUUUACUGGGUUGCUAUAUUUCUGUCUUUUAUCAUGACUUCGAAUGGGCAAGUCGUUUUCAGAAAAUGUGUGAAGACUUUCUGGGCAUUCAGGUCAAUUUUUCAGCUGUUCUUGGCACUCGGACUAAGGCCCAACAGGACGCUCUUUCUCAACUCAUUAUCCAAGUUGAGAGAAUCAAAGAAAGCAAUUCUAUUAUUGAGUUGCCUAAUGCACCGACGGCUAUGCCAAAAGUGUGUCCUUUAGAGGAUGAUAACUUAUUGGAGUUUAUCAAAUUCACCAAUGAUUCAUGUGUCAAUCAGAAACUAUCUAUUCCAGAGCAGGCUUUUGUUCUCUGUUGUGGAGAAAUUUAUCGACGCUCACAUCCUAAUGAUGAGUUAAUUAAUGAGCAGUCGUUGGCAUUUGUGACGGCUAUUGUUCGCAGUAUUAUGGAAAAAGAGGGAUCGUCAAAUGGUGCUGGAGACGGAUCAACUGAAUUAGACGAGCCUUCAGUCGCUUGGCCUAUUCUCACAGAAGCUCUUUUUAAACGAGGUUCUUAUGAAAGGCGAUCCUUAGCCCGCCAAGAAAGAGCCAUGCGACAGCUUGAAGAGAUUACUUCCCAGUAUUCUGCCACUCAACCAGAUACCUCAGAACGUGGCUUGGAAUACUUCUUCUGGUCUAGAAUGCCCUCAUUUUGGCAAACUGAUUUGUGUCAUGCAAAACUCCUCAGUGAUCUGGGAAUGGUUAAGAGCGCUUUGGAUAUCUACUUGCGUUGCCAACAAUGGAAUGAGGUUGUCGAUGCCUACACAGUGACUGGUCAACGUGAUCUCGCCGAAAAGGUCAUUCGAGAACGUAUCGCCGCAGGACAUGAAACCCCCGAUCUUUAUUGUUGUCUUGGAGAUGUCACCAAUGAUUCAUCAUAUUAUGAAAAGGCCUGGGAGAUGUCUAAACACAAAUCGGCUAGAGCUGCUCGGUUAUUGGGACUUAAUGCUGUUAAUAAAGAGAAAGAUAAGAAGAAGGGUGUCCAGUACUUUGAAAAGUCUCUGGAAAUUAAUCGUUUCCAAGUAAACCUCUGGUUUUCUCUUGGAUGCUUAUACUUGGAUCUCCAUGACUUCCAACAUGCAGAGCGAGCCUUCAGGUAUAGUGUGACUCUAGAGCCUGAUAAUCACGAAGCUUGGAAUAACUUGGCAAGUGCGGUAAUGUUUGCCGGUCGAAAAUGGCAAACCUUGGCUCUGCUCAAGGAGGCUGUUAAGCAUAACUACGAGUCCUGGAGGAUUUGGGAGAACAUUUUGCUUGUUGCCACCGAAGAUCGUUCUUUCAACGACGUGAUUAACGCCUACCAUCGCCUGAUUGAACUCCGUCAAAAGCAUGUAGAUCCACAAAUCUUGGGAAUCCUUGUUAAGGCCGUUUCUGAAGACCUUCCAGACAAUAAAGGGCAAGGUGCGUCCAAGUAUCGCAAGGAACUGCUCAAUCUUCUCGGUCGCGUUACUUCCACAAACCCCGUGGAUGGAGAAGCCUGGAGGCUCUACGCAAAUUUGGUCCUAAGUGGUGAAGAAGAAGAGCUAAAACCGGUUGAUUACCAGAAAGCUGUUCAGUACAUUCAGCGUUCCUAUCAAUGCCGCCUGCGUUCAGCAGAGAAGGAUUGGGAAUUCAGAAAGGAUGUUCGCGAGGAUCUAUUGAAGGAUUUGAGAGCUAUGUCCACUUUACUCAUUCCUAGUUCUAGCGAAGAAAAGGCUAAGGAGGUUUUCGGUGAGGAAAGCGCGGGUUUUGUGGACUCGUCGCUCGCCUCACUUCGAAUGAAUAUCAAUGUGUUCAUAGCUAGACUUAAGGCGUCCCUAAAUAAAUGCUUCGAUGAAAAAGUCAAAAGCGAAAUUACUGAGGACAAAAAAAUCCUUUCCGAUCUUCAUGACGCUAUUGCUCUUUAUCAGCGCUUCCAAAAAGGUGAAGUUGAAUUGGAAAAAAAGUUGCGAAAGUUAUACUCAACUCUCCCGAAUUGGAGUCAUCCAAGUACACCUAUUGGAGAUCCAAGUAAAUUUCAGCUUAUCUAUCUCCAUGGGUCACCUAAGAAUGUUCCACAGCCAAAAAACGAACUUGACCUGUUAUCUAAUGAAGUGAAAAUUCAUAAGAGAGGAAAUCGUAGUCGUAGGACAGGUCUAGGCUUUCUUAGAUCGUCAGGAGGACUGGGGACUGGCUGUGGACCCCGGUCGUAUGCCUUCUACGAUAGCCUUGCACGACUAGAAUCUGCUCUACUGAAGUUAACCCUAGAUCGAACGCUGAAAGCAGGAUUUCGACAAGUUAUUGUUCCUGAUAUUUUACCGGCCCGAGUUAUCGAAAGAUGUGGCUUUCCUACAACUGGAGAAAGGAAUCAGGCAGGUUCAGUUCAUUGUAUAAUGUCUUCUAAGGAGGCGUUUUAUUUACAUCGCUAUAAAUGUGCGCUUAGCGGGGUACUUACUAAGGUACCAAAAGUGGCCAUGAGUCCAUAUCUAGCCAAUAGAGUACCCCUAUUCCAUGGGAUAUUCAAAAUUGCUGAUAGAAAGGAAGUUGGGGAAGCUUCGCUUUUCUGUCUCUCAGGCACUGGUGAAAUGGGUCUGGCCGGAUUCUGUGCCGACGGAAUAUUUGGAGGUUCCUUGGACAUAGAGGCUGAGUUCUUCACCACUCUUAGUCGAUGCUAUCGACACGAAGUUGCUCAUCAAGAGUCUCUACUCUAUCGAACUCAUCAGUUCAACAAAGUGAGUUGA
Molecule: messenger RNA, 3213 nt
Organism: Rodentolepis nana
Lineage: Eukaryota; Metazoa; Platyhelminthes; Cestoda; Cyclophyllidea; Hymenolepididae
Source: the annotation of a GenBank genome assembly